Molecule: messenger RNA, 708 nt
Organism: Scheffersomyces amazonensis
Lineage: Eukaryota; Fungi; Ascomycota; Pichiomycetes; Serinales; Debaryomycetaceae
Exons: 1
Coding region: 1-708 (235 amino acids)
Source: RefSeq, a predicted model, not a curated record
AUGUCAGUCUCAUCCCCACGAACUCAGCAUCCAGGAUAUGAUACCAAUGGCGAAUUGCUGGAAAGUAAUUCAACUUCAAGAUCUCGACACCUCAGCAGAGACCAAUCUUCUGAACUGGAGGUACCAAAUUUACCUAAUUCAAUUAGUAGAAAAUCAUCUUAUCAAGCAGUCCCUUUGGUGAGACCACAUACUCUUCCUCCCGUACCCGCAGCACCAAAUGAUCAAGAAAGUUCUGCGGUCAAGGUUCCUCCUGAAACAUCAUUCCUAGAAGCUAUUAACGUAUUUAAGUUCACUUCACUAUCAUUAGAAAAUAAAGCUAGUGUGGCUCGUGAUCAUUUGGCAAAUGAACGUACAUUCCUUGCUUGGUUGAGAACAUCACUUUCAUUUAUCACUAUUGGCAUUGGUGUUACCCAAUUAUUAAGAUUGGAAGACAAAUCUAGUUCCGUCAGCGUCAAUGGAGCUGUAUUAAUUCUCACACCAGAUGACACAUCUGCAAGCAUUUAUAAAUAUGGUAAACCAUUAGGUUCAAUUUUCAUAGUAUUGGGGAUUAUAACAUUAUUGUUUGGAGUUGUAAGAUUCUUUCAAGUUCAAACAAUGUUAACAAAAAAUUAUUACCCAGCUUCUAGACUUUCUAUUUUAAUUUUAAUAACUGCAGUAUUAAUUGUCAUAUUAGUAACAUUUUAUAUGGUAAUAAAAUCUACAACUUGA